UGCGCGCGGGCCCGGCCCGGGGCAGGGCGGACAUGGGCGCCAAGCAGAGCGGCCCGGCCGCUGCUAACGGCCGCGCUCGGGCGUACUCGGGCUCGGAUUUACCUUCCAGCAGUAGCGGAGGGACCAAUGGGACUGCGGGCGGCGGCGGCGGCGGCGGGGCUCGGGCCCCGGCCGCUGGGAGGUUUCCGACUCAGGUGCCCAGCACGCAGCAGCCUAGCGCUUCGGGCGGCGCCGCGGCUGCCUCGGCGGCCCCGCGCAGCCGCUCCCUCGGCGGGGCCGUGGGGACUGUGGCGUCGGGGGCCCGCGCCGCGCAGUCCUCCUUCAGCAUCCCCAACAGCAGCAGCGGACCGUACGGCUCGCAGGACUCGGUGCACAGCAGCCCAGAGGACGGCGGCAGCGGCGGCGGCAGGGACCGGGCGGCGGGCGGGGGCCCCGGCGGGCCGCGCCUGGUGAUCGGCUCCUUACCAGCUCACCUCUCGCCGCACAUGUUUGGAGGAUUUAAGUGCCCUGUAUGCUCAAAAUUUGUACCCUCAGAUGAAAUGGAUUUACAUCUUGUCAUGUGUUUAACAAAGCCAAGAAUAACCUAUAAUGAGGAUGUACUGAGUAAAGAUGCUGGAGAAUGUGCAAUAUGCCUUGAAGAACUGCAGCAGGGAGAUACUAUAGCACGACUGCCUUGUCUAUGCAUAUACCAUAAAGGCUGCAUAGAUGAAUGGUUUGAAGUAAAUAGAUCUUGCCCUGAGCACCCUUCAGAUUAAGCAUCAGAUUCCUGUUUUAUAGGUUUUCUUGUCUUUUCAAGAUGCUUGAAAAACCUAGAGGAUAUGAGGCUCUGUCUCUGGAAAAAUAAAAAUGCCGGCAUACUCAGCCAGAAAUCUGAGUUCUGUGAGACUCCAAAAUACAGAGAUGGACAAUCAUACCGAAAAAAAAAAAAAAGAAAA
Molecule: messenger RNA, 935 nt
Organism: Loxodonta africana (African savanna elephant)
Lineage: Eukaryota; Metazoa; Chordata; Mammalia; Proboscidea; Elephantidae
Gene: ZNRF2
Product: zinc and ring finger 2
Exons: 5
Coding region: 33-755 (240 amino acids)
Biological process (GO): proteasome-mediated ubiquitin-dependent protein catabolic process; protein K48-linked ubiquitination
Cellular component (GO): cytoplasm; membrane; intracellular membrane-bounded organelle
Molecular function (GO): ubiquitin protein ligase activity
Source: RefSeq, a predicted model, not a curated record